Pseudogymnoascus verrucosus is the source of this 1946-nucleotide messenger RNA. RefSeq lists its product as uncharacterized. Bases 250 to 1710 code for a protein of 486 amino acids. Lineage: Eukaryota; Fungi; Ascomycota; Leotiomycetes; Thelebolales; Thelebolaceae. The transcript is spliced from 3 exons. The record is from RefSeq and is a predicted model, not a curated record.
GAUAGCUUUUACCGUGAGGCGCGCGCGGAUCGCGAAUUUCAAGAGCACCCAUGCAUCAUUGGGGAUUUAGCGAGCCUCAUUAUUUUUGGGCAUCCAGACCACAGCCCAGACCCGCCCUCGACCAUACACUUAACUUUUUAUACACCGAUGCAUCCUGAGCGCUUCCAUGGACUAGAGUUCUAUCUACAUUAAAGCCUUCAGUGCCCCCAAAGACGAUAGUUUGCGUCCGCCGACGCCGCUGAAGACACGAUGGCCGAAGACGACACGCAAGCAACGCUGGCCCCCCCUUCCCCUCCAAGCCAGGCCAUCGAAGACCCCGGCGCCCACGAGCUGGAAUCCUCCGACUCCGACGACCACUUCUCCGAUGCCCGUAGCGACCGCGCGGCUUACUCCCGCACCGCAUCCCCCAUCCCCACGACCCGGGUGGAGCGAGUCGACCACGAAGCCAGCUACGGCGAAGUCCCUGGGACAGCAGCCUACGACCAGCGCUCUGAAGACGCCCGGCCCGACGAAGUCGCCUUCGUUGAAGACGACACCCCCUCCGCCACCGAACCAGUCCCUCGUCCUCUGACGCCCAUCCCCCAGACGGUGCUCGAAGAGGUCCCCCCCUCCCCCAUCCGGGGCCACGCCCACAAACCCAGCACACCUAAAGUCUACCCCGUCGACGCCCAGCCCGACCGCGUCAUCCACAUCCCAGAUUCCGGGGCUGCUUCUACAGAGGAGGAGGAGGGAGGAUCCGUCUCAGGUACGCGGCCGCGCUCUCCUAGCUCCCCCUCCGCGCCCGAGUCCGAGACGAGGUCACGAACCUCUAGUGUCGCCAGACCGCUGUCUGUGAGCCACGCGCUCGCCCCGCCGGCGGGAGACUACGACACUGAUGCCGACGGGGAUGAGGACGAGGACGAGGAUGCGGGCUUCGGUGACGACUUUGACGAUUUCGAGGAGGGGGACGAGGACGCGGAGUUUGGGGACUUCGAUGACGGGUUCCAGGAGGCGGGUGUGCAACCUGUACAGUCUUUACCGCAGAUAGCUUCUUUAUCCCUCCCCCCCCUCUCCUUCGACACCCUCGACUCCCCCGCCGAAGUCCACGCCGCCACAACCCCCUACCUAGACACACUCUUCCCCCCCUCUCCCCCCGCCCCCACCGUCGCCCCCCCCACCUCCCUCUUCCCCACCCCCCGCUCCGCCUCCCUCUGGGCCCAACUCAGCGCCCCCCCGCCCCUCAACCCACCAAACUGGCUACGCUCCCGCAUUCGCCGCCUCUUUCUCGUUUCGCUCGGCGUGCCGAUCGAUUUAGAUGAGAUUCUCCCGGCGAGCAAGCAAGCUAAACUCGUUCUCCCGUCUACUGCAUCCCCACGCACCUCGUCUGAUGCGCGACUGGGAUCAGUGGCAAGGUUACAGGGUGACAGCAACGGGAGUUCCGCCUCUGUCGACUCUUCGGGGAAAUCGAAAAGAAGGCGUGGACCGCCGCCGGCGCCGGCGCUGGAUCUAGGCGCUGCGAGGAGGUUGUGUAGUACGACUGAUGAGGCGCUGGCGGGGUUGAGUGAUAGAGAGUUGAGGGAGCAUGUGGAGGUGUUGGAAGGGUUGAGGGGCGCGGCGGAGGGGGUGCUGGAGUAUUGGACGAGGAGGACUGAUGAGAAGUUGGGGGAUAGGGAGGCGUUUGAGGGGGUGAUUGAGAAUUUGGUGCAGCAUGCUAGGAAGGUUAGGAAGUAGAGGGGUGGUGAGGUGAGGGUGGAAGUGGGAGUGGAGUGGAGUGCGGGUAGCUGGGCUAUUCUCUGCGCUGGAUGGGGUGGUGGUGGAAAAGAGUGUUGUUUGUACGAUGGAGGUGCAUGGGGGGAGUUUUUCUUUUAUAUCUUGUUGUAAUUAUUCAUGAGAGUGGCGUUAGGGAUACCAGAGGAGACAAGAGUUAAUAUAACACUCCCGAUUGCAAAUACAAUUUUUUGGCUCAU